Molecule: messenger RNA, 1437 nt
Organism: Aureobasidium namibiae CBS 147.97
Lineage: Eukaryota; Fungi; Ascomycota; Dothideomycetes; Dothideales; Saccotheciaceae
Exons: 7
Coding region: 1-1437 (478 amino acids)
Cellular component (GO): nucleus
Molecular function (GO): RNA binding
Source: RefSeq, a predicted model, not a curated record
AUGUCGGACGAACCUCGCAAACGAUCUCGUUUCGAUCAGACCGAGUCUGAUGCGCGCCCCUCCCGCUUCGACCGUCGCUCGCGCUCGCCUAGGAACAGAAACUCGGAGCCUCGCCAACGUACUCGUAGUCCUGUCUCUGCCACCAACAGCCCUGCCCCGAGAGAUCCUGCUGCUGCCGCUGCUGCAGCCGCCGCAAAGAUCAAUGCACAAAUCCAGGCUCGCAAGGGUGUUCAGCACAUCGACGUUCCUCCAAUUCGUUCUACCGAAAGCCCUUCUGCUGGUGGAGCACAGUCUCCCGGCGCCGCUGGCCUGAAUGCCGACAUCUACACCCAAGAUGGUGAUUUCAUUCGCGACAUCGAAGUCAACGAUCUGCGCAACCGCUACACCCUUACCAAGGGCUCUACUCAGAAAAUGAUCAAAGAAAAGACUGGCGCCGAUGUUACCACUAGAGGAAGCUACUACCCUGACAAGGCUAUGGCCACCGCUGCCAAUCCUCCCCUCUACCUUCACGUUACCAGCACCACAAGAGAUGGCCUUGAGAAGGCAGUCGCUGAGAUCGACGAGCUUAUGAAGCAGGACCUGCCCAACCUUGUAGACGAAAGACGCUUCCGCCGCAGAGAACCAGAGCAGGUCGAGAGAGAUUCUAUGGGUCGUCGUAAGUGGCCCGAGGAGAAGAUUCCCGUGGACCUCGAACCUAUCGUUGGUUUCAACCUUCGUGCUCAAGUGGUAGGUCAAGGUGGUUCCUACGUCAAGCACAUUCAGCAGGAAACCCGAUGCCGUGUUCAAAUCAAGGGCCGUGGAUCUGGUUUCAUGGAGCACGACACCGGAGCCGAGAGCGACGAGUCCAUGUAUCUGCACGUUGCCGGCCCUGAUCCCAACGAGGUACUGCGCGCCAAAGAGCUCUGUCUUGAUCUCUUAGCCAACGUCCGCACUCAGUACGAGCAGUUCAAAGAAAGGGGCCCACGCAGAAAUGUUGAUCGCGGGGAUGACCACCGUCAUGGAGAUCGUGGCGGCUAUGACCGCGAUCGCAAUAACAGCUACAACGGGGGAUAUGGAGGCGGAAGAGAUGGUGGUAGAGACGCCAGAGAUGGAGGUUAUGGACAGGAUCGCUACAACGGAAGUUACGGACAGGAUCCUCACGCCGCAUCUGCGAUGAGUCCCGCAGCCGCGGGCACACCCGACUAUGCCCAAGCGUACGCUCAAUACUACCAACAGAACGGCCAGGACCCAUACGCCGCGUACGGAGGCUACGAGGCCUACACAAGAAUGUACUGGCAGUACUAUCAGCAACAGCAGGCCGGUGUCCCUGGCGCAGAACAGACUCCUGGCUACGAGACCGGCGCUGCUCAACCCCCUCCACCACCUCCCACAGACGAUGCCCCUCCUCCACCUGGCGCAAGUGGUUACAACGCGGUCCCGCCUCCUCCCGGUAUGUGA